AUGGGGAAGAUGGGUGACACCUGGAUGGGGGUGGAGCCAAUCACAAAGACAGCUGAAACAGAUCAGGCGGGAGCCGGUGCCAGCGUCCUGCGCAUCACGCCUCCGAGGGAGUACGAUGGAGCAGCAGCCGGGUGCCAGGGAUUUCUACUCCAACUUGAUCUCUACCUGGCCACCAUUCGGCCUGCUCCCUCGGACGAGGAGAGCGUGAGUGUCCUCGUUUCCUGCCUGUCAGGUAGGGCCCUGGAGUGGGCCAACGCCGUAUGGAAUGGACCAGACUCAGCGAGGGGUCACUACCUGGAGUUCACCCGCCGUUUCCGGGCUGUGUUUGAUCAUCCCCCGGAUGGCCGAGCGGCGGGGGCAGGCGCUAACUCUCUGGCAUGGGUCAAGCUCUUCAAAAAGCCUGGAGCUGUUGGUGGUGGUGGGGGUCUGGGGAAGUCCUAUCAGCCUGGGAGCAUGUUGUCUCUGGCUCUAACCAAAGGCCUGCUGAACGAACCAGGCCAGAAUAGCUGCUUCCUCAACAGUGCCGUACAGGUAUUAUGGCAGUUGGACAUUUUCAGGAGGAGUUUGAGACAGCUUCCUGGUCAUUUUUGUCUAGGGGAUGCCUGCAUUUUCUGCGCUUUAAAGAGUAUUUUCAGCCAGUUCCAGCAGAACCGAGAGCGAGCGUUGCCUUCGGAUAGCCUGCGCCACGCCCUCGCCGAAACCUUUAAGGACGAGCAGCGCUUCCAACUUGGCCACAUGGACGACGCUGCAGAGUGCUUCGAGAACAUUCUGGAGAGGAUUCACCUGCACAUCGUUUCUGACACAGCGACUGAGGCCUGCACAUCCAAGUCCUGCAUUACCCACCAGAAGUUUGCCAUGACACUUUAUGAACAGUUUGUAUGUCGUAGUUGUGGCGCCUCGUCGGACCCCCUUCCUUUCACAGAGUUAGUGCAUUAUGUCUCCACCACAGCCCUAUGCCAACAGGUGGACCGCGUCUUGGGGCAGAACGACAGGCUUCGGUCGGACAUGUUCGGGGAAUUGCUGCAGGCGGCAAGCACCAUCGGUGACCUACGGAACUGUCCGAGCAACUGUGGCCAGAGCAUCAAGAUCCGUCGGGUUCUCCUGAACCGCCCAGAGAUCGUCACCAUUGGCUUUGUGUGGGACGCAGAGCAGUCUGACCUUACAGAGGACGUGGUGAGGUCACUGGGUCCACAUCUCAACCUCUCGGGGCUGUUCAACCGGGUCACUGAUGAGAACGCCAAAAGGAGUGAGUUACAUCUCGUGGGAAUGAUUUGUUUCUCCAGCAAACAUUACUCUGCGUUCGCUUAUCACACCAAGUCCUCAAAAUGGGUCUUCUUUGAUGACGCCACCGUGAAAGAGAUCGGAUCCAAGUGGAAAGACGUGGCCUCUAAAUGCAUCCGGGGACAUUUCCAGCCACUGCUCCUGUUCUACACUAACCUAGAGGGGACCCCAGUCUCCAGCGAUGACGCGCCCAGACAAACGAUUAUGUGUCCCCGCUUCAAAGCUCACGUCAACGGGGAAGUGCCAGCAGGGAUGAUGAAGUUGGAUGCCGUCCGGGAGAAUGCAGGCCCAUUCCGCUCCAACCAGGGGCCCUAUAAACAGAUGCUACUUCCACCCUCCACCUCAGGCUACAAAAGAGAUAUGGUCUAUGCAAGAUCCCCUUCUGAGGACGGGCUGAGGCAGCACGCUGACCAGAGGUUGCGAGGCGGCAGUGGAGCCCGGGCUGACAAGUUGUCAUCCUCCCACCAGAGCAGAGCUUCCCAGGACCCACACUCUCAAUCCGGUGCCCUUGGCGGACACAGUUGGAGACAGGAAACCUCCCCUGGUCGCCAAGAACAGGACGGCAGCCAGGACGCGUGGGAUAAGGGCAGCAGGUCGGGAGCGGGCAGUAACAAAGCCAAGCCCUCCUGGAGGCCCAUCCGGGAAGUUCUGAAUGUGGACAGCGUCUUGAACGACCUUGAACAGCGACAACAACAGUGGCACUAUGGCGGCGGUGGUAGCCCCCGGCUCGCUAAACCCUUCUGUCAGGAGAUCCCGCACGCCAGCAAACAGGACAACCGGGACUGGCAAAAAGAGCGGGACAGGGAUAAAGAGCGGGAACGGGACCGUCUCAGGAUGAGGGAAGAGUGCAAGCAGCAGAAGGGCUUGAUGACGAUUUACGAGGACGAGCAGCGGCAAGAGACAGGGAGCCACAGCUCCCUAGAAUCGGAGGGCAGGGCAAGUGGGCACGGCGACCGGGGCGGUGGAGGGGGUGGAAGCAGUGGGAAUAGGGCCAAGGGCGGGCCCAAAGCCCUGUUGCGCAGCGACACCUGGACCAUCCAGAGGACUGAGUCGGGAUACGAGAGCAGCGACCGGCUGAGCAGCGGCUCCACCAACCCUGACUCACCCGGGGUGGACAAUUUUGCCGGGAAGGAGCAACGGUUGACACCAGAGGUGCAGUCUCAGAGACGAAAAUGUAGAUACAGCCCCGGUAGUUCUAAGAAAGGAGCUGGUCCAGAGAGGGAUGCUAGCUCCUCAGACAACAGGAGCAGUCACAUGAUGGAAUCACCAGAGAUGAGUAACAACAACAGAGGUGGUCACCAUGGCGAUAGCCCCGCCCUGCGGCGCUUGGGUAAACCCAGCAGCUCGGAGUGGAACAGCCCCGACAACCUGUCUGGGAAUCUCUCGGAACCAGAGGACAGUGCCUACCGCUCGAGCAACAGCAAGCCCCUUCUGUCCGAGUCACCAUGUCCCCCCCACCACCUGGCCUUCCACCAACCCCCCCAUAUCGAACUGGAAGAGCCCUCAUCUCAACAUCAGCCCGCCACACCACCACUGCCUCACCCCAAAGCCGCCCAGCAAGCUUCCCCUCCCCAGGGGGAUGUUGGCCGCAACUGCUUCCAUCCCAGGCUACUCCAGGAGCCCUCCCAGACCAGCCCCCGGCCCAGCGUCUGGCCCACCCCGGCCUCACAUACCCCCAGCCCCAACCGGAGGUCGGAAUCCAAUGGCCCUCUGCAGAGGCCCUCGACGGGUGCCAGCUCCAAGUCGGGCUCGGACCCAGAGAGGAGUAACCCGUCGUCGGGCGAAAGUGAGGAGAGGCUUCCCAUCUGCAGGCCACCUGGAGCCGAGUCAGCGGCAACCCAAGGGGUUUCCCUCACCACGUACUUCAGUGUGGACAAUUGCAUGACGGACACGUACAGACUUAAGUACCAUCACCAGCGACCCCUCCUACUCUCGGCUAUUGUGCCCCGAGCAUCGACGGAGCCCCGAGAACACCCCAGCCACCACCUGCACCCCGCAAACACACACUCCAUGCUAGACCCACCCAAAACCCGGCCUGAUGCAGACUAG
This is a messenger RNA of Salvelinus namaycush (lake trout), 3330 nucleotides long. RefSeq names its product inactive ubiquitin carboxyl-terminal hydrolase 53-like. Lineage: Eukaryota; Metazoa; Chordata; Actinopteri; Salmoniformes; Salmonidae. The transcript has 15 exons. The record is from RefSeq and is a predicted model, not a curated record. Gene Ontology annotation, cellular component: cell-cell junction. Gene Ontology annotation, molecular function: cysteine-type deubiquitinase activity. Bases 1 to 3330 code for a protein of 1109 amino acids. Gene Ontology annotation, biological process: sensory perception of sound; protein deubiquitination; response to auditory stimulus.